Messenger RNA from Caenorhabditis remanei, 609 nucleotides. RefSeq lists its product as uncharacterized. NCBI's taxonomy places the organism in Eukaryota, Metazoa, Nematoda, Chromadorea, Rhabditida, Rhabditidae. Bases 1 to 609 code for a protein of 202 amino acids. The record is from RefSeq and is a predicted model, not a curated record. The transcript is spliced from 5 exons.
AUGAUAACUGACUUUUUAUUAGUUCUGUCGAUUCUGGCAGUUUCAACCACUUGGGGAGUAUCAAAUAUUAACAAACAAUGCAGAGAUUUGUUGCAAUGUUCCAUUCAAAAGAAGUGUGUCAAUCUGCCCGUUCUCUCGAAACUAGUGGACGGAAAGAACAUCUCUGCGCAAAUGUACGAUGAUAUUGAUAAGUACACUGAUUAUGGUUGCAUUUUCACUACUGGUUGCCAGGACGAGUGUAAUGAUUGCCCGUUGUGUUUGACUUCCAAAUUACAAAUUGUCGAUAUUUUGUCGGGAGAGAAAUCAUCGAAUGAAUGUCCUACUUUGAUGGACUGCGCAUUGAAAUGUGUUUCCGAGUCGAAUCAAGAUAUCUUCCAAAUCAACAAGUGCCUCAGACAAGACUGUGCUUUUCAUUGUUUUGAUGGAUCAUGCCCAAAAUGCUCUGGAUUUAUUACGAGAGUAUUCAAUCAAAUGUGUGCUGCUGGAAACUUCCGUCAGAAAGUGAAAGGAUAUUCGGGACCGUGCUAUGAAAUGUUCCAUGAAAUAGUCCGUGCCAAGUUUUCCGAUCGAUUUGAAAACAAUGGAAAAACAAAAGGACACAGUGGAUAA